AUUUUUUUGCUUCUGUUAAAUUUUCUGCUUCAUUUUUUAGGAAGCAACUUGUGCAUGUUCCUGAUUCUUCAUAAUGAUUUCACCUACCUCUCUAUUUUGUUUCUUUUUUAAUUAGCAAUGAAGUUUUCGAACUUUAUUAGAUUCUCUCUUGCAUAAAUUCAAGUAUAGUUCUGAAAUUCAUCAACUUGCAUUUGCUAGCACAUAAUCUUUCAAUUGUGGUGGAAAGAGAUAUAACAAUUGGGAAUGCCUAAAAGAUGCACCUUCUUGACUCCACCUCUGUCUCUGAGAUCCAUAAGGUUCUAUCAUUACUAUUAUUUCCUCGUUUAAUGCUUCACAAGAGUGAAUCCAAAAUAUAUACUUCAUACAUUACCUAUUCCUUGAUGCACAAUUGGCAUAUAAGUUUUUAUAUAUUGCCUGUUCUGCUAAUUCGCGAUCGCUGUGAAGAUGGUUGAAAUUGAAACUGAAACUUGAAACACUUUUUCUUAUAUUUAUGUAGAUAGAUAUGAACACUUUAGGGUAGUAAAUGUUAUAGAGUUUUAAGUGGAGUUAGGAAGUUAUUAGGAUAAAAUACUAUAUACCAGUUUUUUAGGUCUAGUAUGGAGAGUAAACCGAAUAUCUUGAUGGAACGAUACGAGUUAGGAAGGUUACUUGGUCAGGGAACUUUCGGAAAGGUUUACUAUGCACGGAGUGCAGUGACAAACCAGAGUGUGGCAAUUAAAGCGAUUGACAAAGAUAAGGUUAUGAGAACAGGUCAAGGUGAUCGAAUCAAGCGCGAAAUAUCUGUUAUGAAGUUAGCUAGACAUCCCAAUAUUAUACAGCUUUUUGAGGUUAUGGCAACCAAGAGUAAGAUUUUCUUUGUAAUCGAGUAUGCUAAAGGCGGUGAGCUAUUCAACAAGGUGGCUAAAGGAAAACUCAAAGAAGAAGUUGCUCACAAGUAUUUUAAGCAGUUAAUCAAUGCAGUUGAUUUUUGUCACAGUAGAGGCGUGUACCACCGAGACAUUAAACCCGAAAACAUUCUAUUGGAUGAAAAUGGGAAUUUAAAAGUUUCUGAUUUUGGGUUAAGUGCUCUUGUGGAAUCAAAGCAGCAGGAUAUCAUGCUCCAUACACCAUGUGGCACCCCUGCUUAUGUUGCUCCUGAAGUCAUUAAAAGGAAAGGGUAUGACGGCGCCAAAGCCGAUAUUUGGUCUUGUGGAAUAGUUCUAUUUGUUUUAUUGGCUGGUUAUCUACCUUUUCAUGACUCAAAUUUGAUAGAGAUGUAUAAGAAGAUUAGCAAAGCAGAACUGAAAUGUCCUAGUUGGUUUCAACCUGAAGUAUGCAAGCUAUUAGGCGAUAUAUUGGACCCGAAUCCCGAUACUAGGAUUUCCAUAGCUAAGAUUAAGGAACAUAAUUGGUUUAAAAAUGUACCCAAUGCUAGAAAUAAAAAACCACAAGUGGAAAACAACACAGUCUCUUCUUCAGGUACAAUUGUUUCUGAUCAAAACAAUGAAAAUGAUGGUCUUGAAGCAGAAGCAAAGGAAGAUUCGGUUGUGCCAAUCAGUAUAAAUGCCUUCGAUAUCAUCUCCCUUUCGUCUGGUUUCGAUCUUUCUAGAUUCUUUAAAGACAAUGUUGAGAAAAGAGAAACGAGAUUCAGUUCGAAACUACCUGCAUCGGUCAUCAUCUCCAAAAUGGAAGACAUUGCUAAGCAACUGAGGAUGAAAAUUAAGAAAAAAGCUGCUGGUUUGUUGAAACUUGAGGGAUUCAGUGAAGGUAGGAAAGGGGUUUUAUCCAUUGAUACAGAGAUCUUUGAGGUUACUCCUCAUUUCCAUUUAGUGGAAGUAAAAAAAUCAAAUGGAGAUACAUUGGAAUAUCAGAAAAUAUUGAAAGAGGAUAUAAGACCUGCUCUUCAGGAUAUUGUUUGGGUGUGGCAAAGUGACCAACAACUUCAAUCACAACUAUCAGAUCAACAGCUACAGAUACAUGAUCAGCAGCAACAACAAUCACAGUCAUAAAACAUUCUCAAUUUUGAGUUAUCAUGCUUAAAUAAAUUCUCAAUUGAGCACAUAUAUGAUAUAGGAUUUCAUGAUGCCAUGUGUUUUUUUCUUUCUAUUUUUCAAGCAUGUUAAAAUUUAACUGUCUAACAUUGACCUUGCUGUAGCAUACAUUCUAUUUCCAGAAUACAUUUCUCAAUUUUGUUGUAUAAUGAGUUCUAUUGAACUUUUGUCCAGUUUUCAUUUGAUGAUAUAAUAGUCUUAGCUCUUGUUUGGAUCCA
This is a messenger RNA of Cicer arietinum (chickpea), 2248 nucleotides long. RefSeq names its product CBL-interacting protein kinase 18. Lineage: Eukaryota; Viridiplantae; Streptophyta; Magnoliopsida; Fabales; Fabaceae. Gene Ontology annotation, biological process: protein phosphorylation; signal transduction. Gene Ontology annotation, molecular function: protein serine/threonine kinase activity; ATP binding. The record is from RefSeq and is a predicted model, not a curated record.